AAUGAAAAAGCAUUAUGAGGAAUAUGAGCCAUUGCUGAAACAACUACAAAAGAAAUACAAUGCGGCUAUGAGGGAAAAAGCACUCAACCGCUUGGAACGGGAUCGUGCCCUGGAAUAUGCCGAAGAUUUGCGUACCGCGCUCGCCUCCUUACAAAAGCUCGGGAUAGUCGAUGAGGAGAGCCGUGCGGUCGUGGGGACAAUCAAUCGAAAUGGAGAACCGUCGGACCAGACCAGAGGUGCAAAGUACGUGGUUGAGACUGCGCAUACCAAACAGAACCGCGAUGUACUCAACCCAGCCGGUAAAAGCAAGGGACAGUCGGAUACAACAAAGAAAACCCAAUCGGGA
Molecule: messenger RNA, 346 nt
Organism: Dicrocoelium dendriticum
Lineage: Eukaryota; Metazoa; Platyhelminthes; Trematoda; Plagiorchiida; Dicrocoeliidae
Source: the annotation of a GenBank genome assembly